UGAACAUGUCCCAGAAGGAUCCCUGCCAGAAACAAGCCUGUGAAAUACAGAAAUGCUUGCAAGUGAACAACUACAUGGAGUCCAGGUGUGAAGCCAUGCUGCAGGAGAUGCGGAAGUGCUGCGCCCGCUACCCCAGGGGCAGAUCCAUCUGUUGUUCAGGGUUUGAGAAAGAAGAAAGGGAGAGACAAAACCUGAAGGUGAUUCCAGAAGGAAUUCCCCCACCACCUCAGUAACACAAUGCAGCUCCAGCAGGUGCUGGAGCAUGGACUCAUUUGCAGAACUUGUGUGUGUUUUUUUCCAAGCCUUCUUUAGACUUUCAGGAAAGCCAGAUUGCUCCUAGAACACACCUUCCAGCACACCAAAAAGUAUAACGUAGUACCAACAGAUGGCCUGGUUAACAGACUUGAUUUUAUGUACCAAAACAUCAUCUACAUUGUCUUUUGCAUUGUACCUGUGUCUGUGAAAAGUCAACUUGAUGUUUUCAGAAUGCUUACCUUACUCUAGUCCAUCCUUGCUCUCAAAAUGGAGAACUGGAACCAAGUUAUUCUGGCUUCUGGAGCGGGAGGUACAGGAAGUGAGCUCAGAAGAGUGAGUGAGUUCAAGCAUGACACAUGAAACAAGCCCAUUUUGACACAGCAGAGGUAUUGCUGCCAUCCUGCAGUAAUUCCAGACAACAUUUGCCUGCCCAGUGGUUCAAGCUCAAGAAUGGGAAUCAGGUCUGGGGAGAUUGUUCCUAGAUCUUGCAUAGAUCACAAGUGACUACAGGUCACUUUGCUCAAGUGCCUCACUUUCCCACUGGGCAGACUCUUGGUUACCUUCUGUUAGAAUUGCCUACACGCUGCUAUUUGCAUGACAAAGAUGUUACAAGAACAUGAUUUCAGGGAUUGCUACAGAAAUAAGAUGAUGAUUAUUAUUUUUUUUUAAAAAGAGCAAUAUUCCUUUGAAAGAUCUGACUGUUGAUAUAAAAAGUUACCAAUUUAGAUAUGAUUGAAAAACCUUGAAGCAAUAUGUUAGGGACCCAGCGUGGUUCAACCCGCUGGUACCCAGAGGCCUGUCACAAAGCCCUGGGCUAGAUCCAGGAACUGAUUUAGGUGCCACUUACUGGACAAGCAGUUGCAGGCACUUGGUUUCAACACCGCAUUCCAGACUCACUCACAAGCCGGCUGUGUCUGGACCCUCGGGGAGAGGUGGCUUUUCAGAAGCUCUCACACCUAUAGCAGAAUGUCCUGUGACCUGUAGGAGGAGCUCGGUAGGCAGGUUCCUGCAUCACCCUUCGGAGCUUCCCAAGUCUCUCUGUCCCCUCUAACAGGACUCCAGGCACCUCAGUGGGUGCCAGGUCCACUGCAGGGCCCAGGCACCCAAGAACCAGACUUCACACCCACUAGGCCCCUAACUCUGUCGUUAGAUCUAGCCGUAAAGGACUUUUGUGCUGUGAUCAACUACAACCUACUUAAGAAAUAACAGCUUCUAUAAACAGACCACUGUAGUCUAGGCACUAUAGUUAAGUGUAUUGAAGCCUAAAGGAGCAAAAUCAUCUGUACUCACUACUCUGAAAUACCGUGGUACAAAAUAAAUUACUGGAACAAA
Messenger RNA from Apus apus (common swift), 1587 nucleotides. It is a transcript of the gene CMC4, whose product is annotated as C-X9-C motif containing 4. The record is from RefSeq and is a predicted model, not a curated record. The transcript is spliced from 2 exons. Lineage: Eukaryota; Metazoa; Chordata; Aves; Apodiformes; Apodidae. The coding region runs from base 6 to 233 and encodes 75 amino acids. Gene Ontology annotation, cellular component: mitochondrial intermembrane space.